Sphaeramia orbicularis (orbiculate cardinalfish) is the source of this 1177-nucleotide messenger RNA. RefSeq names its product poliovirus receptor-like. The record is from RefSeq and is a predicted model, not a curated record. NCBI's taxonomy places the organism in Eukaryota, Metazoa, Chordata, Actinopteri, Kurtiformes, Apogonidae. Gene Ontology annotation, biological process: heterophilic cell-cell adhesion; homophilic cell-cell adhesion. Gene Ontology annotation, cellular component: adherens junction.
AGGCUGUUGUCGGAGGCUGCUUUUCUGAACAUUAUUAUGGUACAUUUGUCAGAACUGGAAUAAUUUACCGUCGACAUUUUACGUAAAAUGUGGCUUGUGUUCCACUUAGACCAUGAUAUUUUUACUAAUAUUUAUGCUGAUUCUACACAAGGACGUACAAGCUCUCCAGGUGAUUGGAGGAAACAUAACCGUGGUGCAAGGAUCCACAGCCUUCUUUCCCUGCAUCCUCAAGGAUACAACAGAGAAGCUCAAUCAGAUUUCUUGGCAAAAGAAGACCAAAAAAAACCCAGAGAAAAUUUUCUUCAGCAUCCUACCAGAGGGACCAGAGCAUCAAAAUGGACAGGAUCUGAGGUUUACUUUUGCUGGGAAUUUUAAUGAAAAGAAUGGAUCACUUCGUCUUUCCAAUGUCACUCUUACGGAUCAAGGAACCUACACGUGUAUUUUCACGUUAUUUCCCAGCGGAAAUCACCAGACAGAGAUGCCUCUCAACGUGCUCGUGCUGCCAGUCGUAAGUGUGAAAAGUGAUAUACCUACUUUGGGUGACAAAGAAGUUUCUCUUGCCACUUGUACGGCAUCUGGUUCACUGCCUCCUGCACAAGUGAACUGGGUUUUUGGGAAUCUGAAUCUGAAGAUCACAACCAACUCCAGUGUGAACGGUGAUGGUACGACGACCACGGUCAGCACGUUGUGGGGAGUACCUACGAUAGAGCUCGACCAUCGUUCUGUCCAGUGUGUUGUCACCAGUGAAGCCCUUUCAACACAGAAGAGCCAACCCUUCACCAUUCAAAUACACUUUCCUCCAACUGAGGUGAAUGUUCAGGAAAAAUCGAGUGUAUUUGAGUGUAUAUCGAAUGGCAAUCCAGAGGUACAGUACACCUGGAACAGGGUUGAUGAAGUCUCUGCAGGUUCAGCAUGACAGGUGUGCUGAUUUUUAUCUCUUUGAAUACCCAACACCUCAUUCUCAAAUAAGGAGCUUAAAUAUACCAAGGUAACAGCUGUUUUAGUGUUGGUUAGGCAGGAGAUGCAGUCCACUGUACCAUUUCACACAAAACCAGAUGUUACUUCACCAUCUUUACCACAAACUAUGACUUGCUUGACUUGUAAAUCAUCAUCAUUUGUAUAAAUGGUGACAUAAUUCAAGUGGAAGUAUUUGUUUCUUACCAUUGACUGCUAUUCA